UAAUAAUAGCUAAGUAAUUUAAGUUAAGCUCAACAAUGGUACAAUUAGAAUUAAGCAAAAUGUUAGCUGUCUCUGUAGAUGAAAUGAACGAACAGGAUCUGGAACAGUUGUAUGAUGAAAUCACUGUAACCGAGUGCGAUCAACUGGAUUUCGAGUUGGAUCGUCGACAAUGUGAAAACAUGUUUAUCAUUUUUCGACGAAUGUUAAUGUAUAAAGGAGAACAAGUUGAUUCAUUGAUGACCGAAAUCGAAGAUUUGGCCACUAAACAAGGAGAAGAAGAAGCAAGGAGAUUGAAAAAAGAGGAAGAAACAAGAACUAUUAAAGUGGAUAAUUUAUCUCAAAAUGACCAAACCGAAGUAAUCCGCAAGGAGUUGACUAGACUCGAAUUAGAAAAUGAACGUUUAUCAUCGGAUGUUCUGCAACAAAAACAAGAAGUUGAUUUUAAAGUCAAAGAACUGGAUAAGAUAUCCGCACAGUUAUCUAAAGUCGAAAAUGAAAGAGAUUUUCUUCGUCGAGAACUUGAUGCAGUGCAAGAUGAUAUUUCUGGACGUCAAUUAGAUUAUCAACCUAUUGAAGACAACUUGUCAAUGGCUGAAAGGUUUAGAGAUUUAACAGAAUCUGUUAGACAAAAGAACCAACAUAUCACACAAUUACUUAAUGACAUCGAGUUAUAUUGUUAA
This is a messenger RNA of Diuraphis noxia (Russian wheat aphid), 680 nucleotides long. RefSeq names its product Centrosomal protein 290kDa (gene Cep290). Gene Ontology annotation, biological process: non-motile cilium assembly; ciliary transition zone assembly. NCBI's taxonomy places the organism in Eukaryota, Metazoa, Arthropoda, Insecta, Hemiptera, Aphididae. Gene Ontology annotation, cellular component: ciliary transition zone; centriolar satellite. The record is from RefSeq and is a predicted model, not a curated record.